AUCAGUUUUUUGGAACGCCAUUACAAAAGAUGGGUAAAGCGGUUUCCUGGAUAAAUUAAUUCUACAGUGAAAGCCGCGGUACUCCUAUUGUGUCUAUGAAACUUUUUUAAUACAAAAGCGUGCAAAUAAAUAUACACCAAAAUGCCACGAAUUAUGAUAAAGGGUGGUGUUUGGCGAAAUACAGAAGAUGAAAUCCUUAAAGCUGCUGUUAUGAAAUAUGGCAAAAAUCAAUGGAGUCGUAUAGCAUCUCUGUUGCACAGAAAAUCAGCGAAGCAGUGUAAAGCACGAUGGUUUGAGUGGCUAGAUCCAAGUAUUAAAAAGACAGAAUGGAGUCGAGAGGAAGAUGAGAAGCUUCUGCAUCUUGCAAAACUAAUGCCAACACAAUGGAGAACAAUUGCUCCUAUUAUUGGAAGAACUGCAGCUCAAUGUUUGGAAAGAUAUGAAUACUUACUGGAUCAAGCACAGAAAAAGGAGGAAGGUGAAGAUGCAGCGGAUGAUCCCCGCAAAUUAAAGCCAGGAGAAAUUGAUCCAAAUCCAGAAACAAAACCUGCUCGCCCAGAUCCAAAGGAUAUGGAUGAAGAUGAGCUGGAAAUGCUGUCAGAGGCUCGUGCUCGAUUGGCAAAUACUCAGGGAAAGAAAGCUAAGCGUAAAGCUCGAGAAAAGCAGUUGGAAGAAGCUCGUCGCCUUGCAGCAUUGCAGAAGCGUAGAGAAUUGAGAGCAGCAGGAAUUAGCGUCUCUCAAAAGAACAAACGCAAACGUGGCGUUAAUUACAAUUCCGAAAUUCCAUUUGAAAAGCGUCCGGCUGCAGGCUUUUAUGACACUUCCACUGAACACAUCGAUCCGCUGGCAGCAGACUUCUCAAAAAUGCGUCAGCAACAUCUAGACGGAGAUCUCCGACAAGAGAAGGAAGAGAUAGAACGUCGUAAAGACAAGCAAAAAUUGAAACAACGUAAAGAAAAUGAUAUACCUAUGGGAAUGCUCAAUAAUCAGGAACCUCUAAGAAAGCGAAGUAAGCUCGUUCUACCAGAGCCACAGAUCUCCGACCAGGAAUUACAACAAGUAGUCAAGCUUGGACGUGCAUCCGAAGUUGCUCGUGAAGUUGCCACAGAAAGUGGAAUUACUUUAUCGGAUAGUUUACUGGCAGACUAUUCCUUAACUCCAAAUGCAGCAGUAACUCCACGUACUCCAGCUGCUAGUGACAGAAUUCUUCAGGAGGCGCAAAAUGUUAUGGCUCUUACCCAUGUCGACACGCCUUUGAAAGGUGGCCUCAACACUCCUCUUCAUAAUUCUGACUUCACCAGUGUUGUACCUGUUACAAAUGCUGUCGCUACUCCAAAUACAGUUCUGGCAACACCUUUCCGUUCUCAGCGGAGCGAGGGUACCCCUGUGAAUUCAUUCAAUACGCCUACAUCAAAAACCCAAGGUGGAGUUGUGGCACCGACACCAGUGAGGGAUAAGCUCAGCAUCAACCCUGAGGAAGCUUUAGAAGGUUCUGAAACUCCAGCUCUUCAAAAACAGACCAAGGAACAACUACGUGCUGGACUUAGUACAUUGCCAGUGCCGCGUAAUGAUUAUGAAAUAGUUGUCCCCGAGGGAGACUUCAAGGACGAAGAAGCUGUUGCUUCCACUAAUAAUGUUGUAGAGGAUCAGGCUGAUGUAGAUGCUAGAAAACAACAAGAAUUAUUAGAGCAAAGGAAAAGAGAUUUAGCCCGUAGAUCUCAGGUUAUACAAAGAGAUUUACCACGUCCGGUAGAUGCAAAUAUGAGUAUCCUGAGACCACUUACUGAUUCUCCAUUGACUGAUUUACAAAGAGCUGAGGAGUUAAUAAAAAGAGAAAUGAUUACUAUGCUGCAUUAUGACGCUACGCAAAAUCCUGUACAACCUAGUACCAAGAAAUCAUCAUCGGCGUUGGCACAGGUGCAGGCGUACUUAGAUCAGCAUCCUUAUGGUCAUUAUGAACCUGAUGAACUUACUGCUGCAAAGACUUUGUUGGAAGAGGAGAUUAAAGUAGUACGCGAGGGUAUGGCUCAUGGAGAUUUAAGUUUGGAUGCGUAUACCACAGUUUGGGAAGAAUGUUUAUCACAGAUCUUGUAUCUGGAACCACAAAAACGUUACACAAGAGCAACAUUGGCUUCCAAAAAAGACAGGAUAGAAGCCUGUGAAAGGAAGUUAGAGGAGAACAGAGCUCACAUGACUCGAGAAGCUAAAAGGGCUGCAAAACUGGAAAAAAAAUUAAAGAUACUUACCGGAGGAUAUCAGACGCGAGCGCAAGGAUUAACAAAACAACAUCACGAUUUGUGGGAUCAAAUCGAACAGGCGCAACUUGAGCUUUCAACAUUUAAGUUCUUGCAGUCUCAAGAGGAAGCUGCGUUACCGAGACGAAUAAAUGCAUUGAUAGAAGAUGUGCACAGGCAAAACGAACGGGAGAGUUCUUUGCAGAUUCGUUAUGCACAGUUACAGGAACAGUUGCAGCAGCUAUUAUUGCAGUAACUGCUUCGUUGACACAGAUUCAUAAUAAUGCUGGGUGUAAGGAACAAGGAGAGACUGGAUUCCAUGAAUCCUCAGCACGCUAUUGUAGGUUGAUGUAAUCGUCAACAUAAUUUCUAUUAAAAAUUUCACAAUUAUAAAUAAUAUAGAGAUUGAAUAAAUAAGUGAGAAUAAAUUUAUCACAAACGCAAGAG
Cephus cinctus (wheat stem sawfly) is the source of this 2681-nucleotide messenger RNA. RefSeq names its product cell division cycle 5-like protein (gene Cdc5). Gene Ontology annotation, molecular function: RNA polymerase II transcription regulatory region sequence-specific DNA binding; DNA-binding transcription factor activity, RNA polymerase II-specific. The transcript has 12 exons. The coding region runs from base 142 to 2490 and encodes 782 amino acids. The record is from RefSeq and is a predicted model, not a curated record. NCBI's taxonomy places the organism in Eukaryota, Metazoa, Arthropoda, Insecta, Hymenoptera, Cephidae. Gene Ontology annotation, cellular component: spliceosomal complex; Prp19 complex. Gene Ontology annotation, biological process: regulation of transcription by RNA polymerase II; mRNA splicing, via spliceosome.